This is a messenger RNA of Cuscuta campestris, 935 nucleotides long. The record is from the annotation of a GenBank genome assembly. Lineage: Eukaryota; Viridiplantae; Streptophyta; Magnoliopsida; Solanales; Convolvulaceae.
UUUCGAAAGUAUCCAAAUAAAAAGUUUCAUGUAUAUUUUUUAAAUAAAUACUCCCUCCGUUCCAUUAAACACUUCCUCUUUCGAUUUUUUUGUUUUCCACAAAACACUUCCAUUCCACACUUUUUCCCCAAAAUACCCCCAGCCCUAAAAGACUACCAUCCCACCCAUACCCAGCCCUUUACUGACACACAUCGUCUCUCUCUCUUCCCUAAACCCUAUCCUCACCUACGCUGAUCAAAUUUUCCAUGGCCUCAUCCCCUCCUUCUCCAGAUCUGGACUGGGAUAUGUCUUCCUUUCGUCUUCUAAGUGAAAGCGAUGAAGAUGUUCGACCUCCUAAGCGCAAGAGGGUAUGUUUUCCAGGCUACAACCCUGAUGCAUCUGAUUCUUCUGACACCGAUCCGUCUUGGAACUACCGGAAGAAAUACCUUGGGGGUGGUCAUCUUCCGGAGGGCGUUGAGUGGAAUUCAGAUCUAGACGAAGGGGAAUCAGGGGAUUCAGAGGUUGAUUCAUUCACCAUCGAAGAGAUUGGAGGAAUGACCUCUGAUACGGAAAUUUUCUUUGCCAAACCCGUUGGAAGUCCAAUGAAGCUCAUGCAAGUUGAACAGAGUAAAGUGCUUCAAUCCUCUGUUCUUUAUGAAUUUUGUAUUGCCUCUGUUUCUGUAAACCCUCCAUGUUCUGAUUUUGGGGAAAAAUUACGAAGGGUUAAAGCCCCUGUUGUUUAUGCAGUGUUGUCUUCUUAAAGUAAAAUUUCUUGCUUCUUGACUUCAUUGCAUAUUUUUUGGGCAAACUAAUGAUGCAAACCUUAGUCUUUCUGAAUUAUGGGAGAAUUGCUUCACUGUAAAGCCACCCCUAUAGGUUUGGAGGCUUACUGUGCUCAAUUUGGAAUAUGUCUUUGCCACCCCUAUGAUGUUGAGUGCCUAAAUGCUUAUGAUUGA